Molecule: messenger RNA, 2560 nt
Organism: Megalobrama amblycephala (Wuchang bream)
Lineage: Eukaryota; Metazoa; Chordata; Actinopteri; Cypriniformes; Xenocyprididae
Exons: 7
Coding region: 375-1739 (454 amino acids)
Biological process (GO): intracellular signal transduction; T cell receptor signaling pathway; negative regulation of T cell activation
Cellular component (GO): plasma membrane; membrane raft
Source: RefSeq, a predicted model, not a curated record
GGCGCUGAUCGGGUUCGCGCAGAUGGAGGGAUGAGUCUCAUCACAUGGUCCAUAUGCCCGGAGAAAGUGAGCGAUCAUCGCAGCCUCUGCGCUCUCUAAACUCAAUCAGAGUAGGCGGCACUGUUCGCGCUCCACAGCCGAUGAACUGAGAGCAAAAGCCCAGCCAUGAUCGUCAGCCUGCAGCUGUUUGAGCUGGAGGAGAGCUGAGGAGCGGUGAUCAUGCCGGAGAAGAGCGCGCAGUAGAAGUCUUCUCACUGAGGAUGGCAGGGAUGCUGCGCGCCGCAUCAGUCUCUCUGGCUCUGUGAAACGCACGGUGCCCUGGACGAGCCGUACGGCAGGACCUGUGUGUAUGUGUGUGUCUGCAGCUCAGUGGAAUGUUAUCAAAUCUCCCCAAGGUGCUGAUUCUGGGGGCCAUCGCAGCGGCCUCUGCCUUCGUGGUCACCAUCCUUAUCGUCUUGGUGUGUGUGGGGUGUCAGAGAAAAAGCAAGAGCAAACAUGGCCACGCCAACGGAGGAGGUCAGAAAUUGGAAACAGCUGCGCUACGCCAGUCCAAGCUGAACUCAAUGAGUAAAUCUGACACCCGCCUGCAUGACAUGCACAGGAUGCCCUGCAACGCCAACGGCGCCCCUAAGAGCCGGCCGGCCAGCAUGGACCUCCUGCUCCUGCACACCCGCCGCUCCAAUUCUGACCUCCGAACCAGCUCGAGCCGCCAGCUGCCUCGUGUUCCCAACAAAUCUGACAACGAGGAACGUGAGCACACCUACUCCGAAGUUUGCCGCCGCGCCUCUCCCACAUCCCACCCACCAGAUGACGGCCUGUAUGAGAGCGUUGGGAUCAAAGGGGCGGGGUCUGAUAAAGCCGCUCCGCCUGCUGCUCUUGCCCCGCCAUCAACCAACAUGCCCACUCAGCGUCGUGCCCACAGCCCGACGUUCAGCGGGAAUGGCCAAGGCGGAAGCAGAGGAGGCAUGAAUCAAGAGGCAGUGACGGCAGAAUACGCCUCUAUACGGAAGGUGAAGAAGCUGGAGCGCGGCAGGAGGGAGGAAGUGGUGGAGGAUGGAGAAAGGGAGCACCAGAGCGUGUCCAGCAGUGAGUCCUCCAGCAGCACCUUGCCUAGGAAAACCGUGGAACCAUUUCACCUACCCAAUUUCCCAAAGGAGGCGGUCUUCAUGGGCAAUGGGGAGCAGUACAUUUGGAAACCACCAGAAGAGGAUGAGAUCAUCAUGCCAGGGGUUCCUCAGCUGGAGAACGGACACAGCCAUCCCACCGCCGUGGAGAUCUCUGACAUGUACUCUACCGUUUGUAAGACCCUGAAGAGGAGACACCAGCAGGGUCAAAGCCAGGAGGAGAUCAGGCCGAUAGCCUCCGCUGCACCCCAGGAAGCGGACAGGGGCGCCGCAGGCUGGCCCGCUGCCGGUGCUCCAGGGGAAGAGGCGUGGGGGAGGAGCGGCCCCCAGGAGGAGCCCUGCUACGAGCCUGUGGGCGAGAAGACGUGGCCCCGGGGCCUGGCGGUGGAGUCGGACCCGGCUUACGCCACCAUCGAUUCCCACCGGAAAAGGGAGAAGCUGGCCAGCAACACGCUGAAGCCCAAAAAGAAGCCCCCGCAGGCUCCGGGCAGAGCCAUGACCUGUGAGAACUUUUACGAGACAAUCGGCGACGUGAAGCAAGGAGCAAACGCAGCGAGCACCACCACUAUCUUUACCUUUAACGACGGCAUGGAAAUGUACGUUACGGGGCUAUAAAAAAAAGCCUGACUUAAACUGUCAAAUUUAACACCUAUAGAGGGGAAAAGAACAAACUGCAGCCCUCUUGUUCUGACAAAUGAAAAGAUACACACAGCCUACAGCUGCCAAACACAUGCCAACCUACAUAACCAGAUGACCAAUGUAUAUUUACUGGAGAGCAACGCUCACGCAGACAAAAACAACACUGAAUUGGCUGAACCAGGCCUGGCAGCCGGGCGGUUUUUAGCAUGCUCACCCAAUCCGGGGAUCUAAACUGGUUUUUCUGCUAUGCUACAGCAGUCACUACACGGCUAAAAGAAUGAUUUUUCUCGUGUUUCUCAGUAAAAUAUCUAAACAUUCUUAAAUCAUGAUAUAUUUAUUUGGGAAGCAAAAUGAUAUUAGAUAUAAAAUCUUGUUUUCUGAAAGAAAAAAACAUCAAAAUUAAGAGACUUUAUGCUUAAAACAAUGCCAUUGGGGUAAAAAAAAAAAAAAAAAAAACUCGUUUUCCACUCGUUUAUUUCUCUUAAAUAAGCUUGUUUACUCUCUUACCCUAUUGGCAGAUAUUUUUUCUUGUUCUAAGCAAGGCCAUAACCAUGUCUUGAACAUGGGACCAAUUUUUUGUAAAGCAUAAAUAAACAGAACAGUGAAGGACAUUCUAGGUCUUAAUCUAGUUGGGAAAUAAUCAUUUUUGAACCAUUUGCAAAAUAAUAUUUGCAUUAAAAUAUGCACACAUGUUGGGCUACUUUUAUUUGUAUGCCUAAUGUGUCGAAAACAUAAAAGUCUCGUCACACUCAGUUAGGAAUUACACAAAUCACAUAAACGCAUAUUUUCAAUUAUAA